GCGCUGACGUCAACCGGAAAUUUACAGCAAUUCUUUCUAGAAUUUUGUAGCAGUCAAUCGCUAGCACACGCAAGAUUUCUGCUGGCAUAAUGUCGAGAAUAGACUACAGCGUGUGGGACCACAUUGAGGUGUCAGACGAUGAAGAUGAUACCCACCCAAACAUCGACACACCGAGUCUGUUCAGAUGGAGGCACCAGGCACGUGUGGAGCGAAUGGAAGAAUUUCAAAAAAAAGGGGAAGAGUUAUCUAAGGGACUCAGUGAAAGCCGGCGUAAAUUGGCAGAGGCACAGAAGAAAGUAAAAGAGCUGAGCCUUUCAAAGACAGAUGAUUCCAAAGCAGAGCUGAGCAAAGCCCAGAGUGAGGAGAAGAAACUGAAAAAAGAGGAACGGGAGUGGGAGAAGAAGCUAGAGGAUCACAAUCGGGAAGAAAAGAAGAUGCCAUGGAAUGUAGACACCCUCAGCAAGGAUGGUUUCAGCAAGAGCAUUGUUAAUGUCAAGCCAGAAAGUCAGGAAGAGACAGAGGAAGAGAAGGAGCAAAAGCAUAAAACCUUUGUGGAGAAAUAUGAGAAGCAGAUCAAACAUUUUGGCAUGAUGCGACGUUGGGAUGACAGCCAAAAGUAUCUGUCUGACAACCCUCAUCUAGUGUGUGAAGAGACUGCUAACUACCUGGUGAUCAUGUGCAUUGACCUUGAAGUUGAGGAGAAACAUGCAUUGAUGGAGCAGGUGGCUCAUCAGACCAUCGUCAUGCAGUUCAUUUUAGAGUUGGCAAAAAGCCUCAAAGUGGACCCCCGUGGUUGCUUCCGUCAAUUUUUUGCAAAGAUUAAGACAGCAGAUCAGCAAUACCAGGAAGCUUUCAACGAUGAACUGGAGUCGUUUAAAGAACGGGUUCGUGGAAGGGCGAAGAUCCGCAUAGAAAAGGCCAUGAAGGAGUAUGAAGAAGAGGAACGACAAAAGCGCCUGGGGCCAGGAGGGCUAGAUCCUGUUGAAGUGUAUGAGUCCUUGCCACCUGAGAUGCAGAAAUGUUUUGAUGAAAAGGACAUCCAGAUGUUACAAGAUGUUAUUAGCAAAAUGGACCCAACGGAAGCGAAGGCUCACAUGAAGAGGUGCAUAGAAUCUGGGCUCUGGGUCCCAAACUCCAAGACAGACGAUGGAGAUGAAAAAGAGGAGGAUCCUACCUACGAAGAAGUGAAACAGGAGCAGGAAGAAACUAAGAAGGAAUGACCAAGAUUGCUUGUAUGAAAAUGAAAUGCAAAUGUACUUAAUCGCUGUAUUGCAACUCCACUAUGUGUAUGAAUAGUUUGCCAAUCAAUGAUCAAUGAAAUAACUUGUUUUAAAUAUCUAGCUCAGAUUGUAGACCUUAGCAUUCAUCUAAUGGCACAACUGCAGUUGUAUCAAAAACUCCUGCUUGGGAAAGAACCUGUUGCUUGUGUUGAAGUCUAUUGUUUUUAUCCACACAAAAUUUGUUUUCUUACAUUUCUAUGUAAACAUGUUUGUUUUGUAGGUGUGCAUGUACACACGUGCCUACCUGCAUACUCUCUGUGAUUGUAUAGUUUUCAGACAUUCAAUACUUUUCAGGAUGUUCAUAUAUAUAUAUUUUUUGUCCUUCUCAAAUUUAAGAUGGUUUGGCAUUUAGGGCUUAAACAACCAGUGAAUUUAAGUGGUUAUUUCCCCAAAAGUGACAUUUUCUACAGACUUGCUUAACUAAAGGUUGAAUUGUAUCCAACUACUCAAGGUGUGGCUGACUUGUUUUGAAUGUGUAUUUAGAUUAUAAGUCAAAAAACGUG
Messenger RNA from Sphaeramia orbicularis (orbiculate cardinalfish), 1783 nucleotides. Its product is annotated as cell division cycle 37, HSP90 cochaperone. NCBI's taxonomy places the organism in Eukaryota, Metazoa, Chordata, Actinopteri, Kurtiformes, Apogonidae. Gene Ontology annotation, biological process: protein folding; protein stabilization. Gene Ontology annotation, cellular component: cytoplasm. The transcript is spliced from 9 exons. The record is from RefSeq and is a predicted model, not a curated record. Gene Ontology annotation, molecular function: heat shock protein binding; protein kinase binding; protein-folding chaperone binding. The coding region runs from base 90 to 1220 and encodes 376 amino acids.